This is a messenger RNA of Hyla sarda, 3745 nucleotides long. RefSeq lists its product as uncharacterized. The transcript has 2 exons. The coding region runs from base 1337 to 2740 and encodes 467 amino acids. Lineage: Eukaryota; Metazoa; Chordata; Amphibia; Anura; Hylidae. The record is from RefSeq and is a predicted model, not a curated record.
UGAUUGGUCCCCGGUUAUUAGCGGUGUACCCCAAGGUUCAGUACUGGGCCCGCUGUUUAAUUUAUUUACUGUCGGGGUCCGCUUCCCUAGUUAGCCCCUAGUCACCCCUUAGUAACUUGAUAUUUAUAAAUAUUAUCAUUGUAAAUAUGUAUAUUGUGUUGCUCAUUUGUUUAGCGUCGCCGGACCUGCGGGUCAUGUGACUUGGUUCAGAACUCUAUGGUAUGUUGAAGGACCUUAGGUGGCUCUUGAGUCACGUGUUUUCCCAUAAUGCCGUGUAAUGGUGAGUGACAGUUGUUUUGGACCAAUCCAAAACGGCCAGCCCCUGCCCAUAUAAGGGAGCUGCGGCCAUUGAUCGCUCUCUUGCGUUGCUGACUCUGAAUGAGGUAGGACCUCCGCAACUUUCAAAUACGUUUACUAGGCCAAAGCCUUGCGGCCUCGGCCUAUACCACAGCGGUUAUAUAGAUAUAAUUCCCUGCUACUCUCCGCAAGAUCACUGGACCUAAACGCACAACUAAAUCCAGCGGAUUUAUGCAAUGGAAUCUUCCUAAAGCUAAAUUGAGCUUAUCUGAUUUCAACCAACUGUCAAUCGCUGCUCAACUACAAAUAGACUUUGUUAUCUGGACUGUUAUUGCUAUUGUCUGCUUCAGAAAAUCUUCAGUAAAAGUUCCUGCAAGUUUUCAGUUGACAGUGGUUGUGGACAAUCCAUUUAUUUCGCACUCACUUAUCGCUCUUGGGAGGGGUGGCAAUAGGCCGUAGCCACAUUACAGUAUUUAACCCUCACCCUGGUGUCACAAGUGACAAGGGUUAACAGCGCCCUUUAUAAUCUAGAACAGCAACACCCCAACUUCCCUACACCCCGCCAAGGCACCACAAAGCCAUUUUGGUGUAACGAACAGGAUUCGGGUGUGUGCCUGCUGCUGUUGCCACUAGUGAAAUAGUACUCCCCCCAAUAACGGACUUUAUUCAUGGACUGUGGAUUACAUUCUAGUGUACGGGUCUGUGCUGUGUGGAGAAAGUGCGUGGUAAAGUAAGGGGGGAGACGAAGAUUUAUUCGCAGCAAGAAUGUGCAAACUGCAAAAUGAAUACAUGCUACGUUCCUCUGGUCCGGUCAGCACAGGAAGAGUUAACCUGCUGCCAGAGAAGCGUGCAAAAAAGUCCCGCGCUGUGCCACGUCCCGCCCCUGGGCGUGGCUGUCAAGUUGCUGUAUCACAGCCGAAAGGGAACUUGGAAACAGAGGAGUCGUUUCUGGGAGGACCGGAAUUCGGGGCUGCACCGAUGACGUCCUUCCUGCCGGCCGCCAUUUUGGGGAAGCCCAGUAUAAAGGACACCCUGCACAAUGACCUCUUCAGUCUGCACAAGGAGCCGGAGAGUACAGACAUGGAGGAGAGCAACGUUCCACGUGGUGAGAACAGAAAAAUGGCGCCUGUGCAACGGAAAGUUGUGGCGGUCGCAGUCCAACUAUUCUAGGAUAUUGCCAACCAUCUGCAGAGGUUGUCAUUGGAUGAAGAGGGGGCCUGCAAUCUUCCCCCACUGCCCAAUAAUGAUGAUGACUGGCCGAAUACACCUCCAGGAGACUGCCCCUCACCACAGGACUUUGGGCUCAUGGGCCGAGAUCCCAUCAGAGGAGUCUGCAGUGAGUACCCCUCCAGAGGCGGCCUUUUCUUCCCCCUCCAGCCCUGAGCUUGAAAUACCCCUGUCCAGCUUGCCGAGUGCACGACCGCACUCACCAGAUUUGCCCCAGUGGAUUUUUGGGGACGAGCCGGGACUCAUCGAGUAUAUGCACGCGGUUCUACAACCUAUACCUGGGAAGCCACUCCCACCAAUUCCAACCACACAAAGAGAAAGGGCCCUUCAGAAAGCCGAGUUGGCUGAGUAUAUGGACAAAAUAAAGGCCCAACAGAGAACUGUACGCCUUAAGCAUGUGCAUUUGCCUCCUGAGGAGAGAAUUCGUUAUCAGGAGAAUACUAAAGAAUUGGCAGCACUCUACAUCCGCAAGUGGGAUCAUCUCCAAGAAGGGGAGGAGCCUUUAGAACGACGAAGAGCAACUGUGGCCAAGUUCGACAAGGUCAGAGGUUAUGGGACACUCCUAGAUUGCCAUACAGGGCAAACCAUCCUCGUAAACCGGCGAGCAGUACAGAGGCCAUAUCUUCAUAAAAAGUUCUACUCUCUGGAGAUGGGUGAGAUAGUGGAGUACAUCCCUGUCCAGGGCCUGCGUGGAGAAUGGGAUGAUGUGGUCACCAGACCAACAGCCCCAACACAGCUUCCCUUCAAAUACUUUCUGUCUACAGAUUGGGAAUCGGAUCCCUUCAACCUGAGGCCGAAAUGGUCUGCUCCAGAUGCCUCCACCCCCAUACUCAAGGAGGAGGAGCCUCCCCAACAACAGUCAUCUUCUGUGUACAGCAAAGUGCUAAGACCUGCUCAGGACCAAGAAAGUAGGCCCAAAUUGCGGGCACCAAAGACUGUACCUAGGCCCUCUCAGAGCAAUGAGAGUUGGCCUCCUGCAAGGGUGCCAGCGAAAGUGCUCUGGCCCGCUCCUAGCAUGGAGAUGGAGCUAAAACCUUAUGCACCAACCUUGAUCCCGACCAGUAAACCCCUGGUCACCUUGAAUCCCACUGUUACCCAUUCUACUCUCACCAAUGUGGUGUGGGAGAGUUACAUUAACACCCAGCCAGCCCCUGAUAUUGGAAGGGCUAGGGGGUCUAUAAGAGGCACAAGAAGAGUAUGGAAGAAUGUUUUCUGAAGGACUGUAAAGUAAUGACUGUUGCUUUUCUUUGCUAACCACUUUUGUUUUUCAGUAACCAAGUUCAAGAAAAUUGUGCCUAGCAGGACUAUGCUAAGACUGUUCCAGUUCCAAGUUCAUCAACGUAACCAUUAAGCUUUGUGCCUAAUCAUUGGGUCAAGAGACUCCUAGCCAGUAGCAGAUUCGUAAGUUUUGUGCCUGGCUGAUUGUGGUAAAGCCGUGUUUCCCAUAGACUCCUAGUGUAGGUGGACUGCAGAUCCUUACACGCCAGUUUUGUGUAUAUACCUCCAUAUUCAUGAGACUUUCUUGCUAAAAAUUCCACUUAUCAGGUGUAUGCGCCUGAACCUUGUUGGAGAGUUAAUAAAUGUGUAAACUUGUAUAAUAAAAAUGUACAUGGUUCUUAUACACAGAAAAGAUAACUUUGUGUUUGUGUACAUAAAAAGUAGGUAAAGGUUGUACACGGAAAAUGCCCGUUGGAUGCACGUGUACACUAAAAACAAAAAACGUAAAUAAUUCUUGUAUACAUGUACAUACAAAUGUAUAAAAAUACUAAAAAGGUGUUUUAGUAGUUGCUAAAUAGGUGACUCUCCCGGCUCCUCCGAGAGUAGCAUUCCAGUCGCCAAUCGCUAGCACCUGUCUCGGAAAAAAAAAAUAACAAUAGUAAACUACCCUUAAGAUAUCAAGACUAACUUCAGGACUUGCACACAUAGUACCUUAAACUGCUCACUUAAAUGUACUACCUCAGUCUUUAGUACAUACACAAAGUAAAAUAAAAGAUAUGUCUCACACUCAAGAAACACUUUAGGAAUUGUAGCAAAUUUAUACUCAAUUCCUGUCACUGUUAGGUACACUAACUCUCUUCUCUUUAUUACGUGUGUGAGAUGCUCUACCUGGCCAGUAGGUGCUCUUGCGAGCUAAAGAUUAGACACGUAUUUCUAAAGGUAACCUAGGUAGGUUAUACUGUUGUGUUCUAGGGGUAAGUAGCGUGUAGCCGAUAGAACCUAG